This is a messenger RNA of Cryptomeria japonica (Japanese cedar), 645 nucleotides long. RefSeq lists its product as uncharacterized. The record is from RefSeq and is a predicted model, not a curated record. Bases 1 to 645 code for a protein of 214 amino acids. The transcript has a single exon. Lineage: Eukaryota; Viridiplantae; Streptophyta; Pinopsida; Cupressales; Cupressaceae.
AUGGAUGGAAUCAAACAAGAAGUUCGAAGGGUUGGUGAGGUUCAAAAUGAAAUUCCUAGAGCUGAGGAACAACCUGAUUAUCGAGCUAGGAUUGAAGGGGAGUUGGCCAAAGAUUUGAAGAGGAUAGCUCCACCUAAGUUCGAUGGUAAGACCAUUGGUGAUGGUGUUGAAGCUUGGGUAAUUGAGAUGGAGAAGUAUUUUGAGCUUCAUAACAUGUCCAAUGAAACUAAAGCAGUAUGGGCUACUUAUCAGCUUACUGGAGAAGUUGGGACAUGGUGGGACAAUGAGAAAUCUAAGAAGAAGUUACAGCCUGGUGAUAUUACUUGGGAACUAUUUUUAAAAUCAUUUAGGAAGAGGUGGCUUCCUCUGUUAUUCUUCGACAAGAAGAUGACUAAAUUCCAGAAUCUGACACAAGGUGGUAUGGCAGUUACUCAAUAUUGGGAGAAGUUCACCAAUCUCCUAAAGUAUGUUCCACAAUACCAGAUGGAUGAACGAUUCCGCAUCCGGAAGUUCAUCUCGGGUUUGAGGACUCACAUUGGAUCAGAAGUGGAUAUUCAUAAUCCAUUUACUAUGGAGGAAGUCUUUGUGAAAGCAACUAAACAAGAACAGAAGUUGCAGCAACUGGCAAAUUUCCGAAGAAUGUGA